CCCCCAAUAUAAACAGCAUGGUCAUAGUUUUACUCUCGCACAGUGAAUGCAUUUUCUGUUCUUUUACUUACUUUCAUCUUACGCUCUCUCCUUUUCUUGUCCACCUUGCCCUUACAGACUGGCAGGUUGCUACGCUGGCACUGUUGGUAGGGGGUGGAGCCCUGGUGCUGAUGUCAUUCUUGGUUGCUCUGGUUGCUGUGUGCAUUGGCACGAGACGGCGGUUCUACGCGCCUGUUGCCUUCAUGCUCUUUUCUGCAGUUGUACUACAGGCCUGCAGUUUGGUCCUCUACCCUGUCAAGUUCAUCGAGAGUAUCAACUUGAGGAUCUACCAUGAAUUUAACUGGGGCUACGGCCUGGCCUGGGGAGGCACCAUCUUUUCCUUCGGUGGGGGAAUCCUCUACUGCCUCAAUCCCAAGAACUAUGAGGAAUACUACUAGUACUACCUCAUGUCUGGAACCCUCUGGUCACAUCUUCAGAGUCUGAGGGGUACAUAGGGACUGAAUAACAUUUCUAAUGUUCUGGGAAAGGGGGAGGGAGUGGGUGUCUAUUAACAGCUCGAUUCCCAAGAACUUUAAAGGGAAACAUCGGACAGCCAGUAACUGUAUUAUCACAAGUUUUGCAUCCAGACAGUGAACCUAGUGGUCUGGAGCUUAAGUUUUUUGCCUCAAUCAACACUAGUGUCAGUGCUGACUCUAAUGGAUAUUCAGACUGAUAAGCCUCAUGUUAGAUGGUGCAUCUUGGGACAGAUGAGGUAGGGGGCUUACAGGUUUAUUCCCAAGGCUUAUGAUACAGUCUAAGGAGAACUGACAACACUACGGUAACAAAGGACUCAGGUUACCAGUGUUAAUACCUCCAUUCUGAAUUGCAAGAACUGCUAUUAUGUCUAUUAACUUUUCUGUUUGGAAAAGCAGGAUGUCAGACUGACACUUUUGCCAGUUACACAUGGAUGCGCAUGCACAUACACAGGCAUAGGUAGCAUAUCUUUAUAUGUAAAGAAACCAUCAGAAACCCUCAAGAUCAUCAUCAUCAUCAUCAUCGUAAGUGCUUAUUUAGGAGCUGUUUUAUUUUAUUUUUAGAGUUCUGUGAAGCUCUUAAACUUUCACAAGGAUGUGAGACAUGCUGCAGAUGCUAGAGUUGUGCCUCGUAACUUUUCAUAACACAGAUCGAUUUGUCUUGUGGGAGAAGGUAAGGAGGGUGGAAUAAACUAAAGACAUUUGCUCAAUAUUCUGUUAUCAACCCACUUGUCUGUUACUGUGGCAACCCACAGGGUUUGCACAUGCAGCUGUCAUCAUUGAUUAGCUAUGAUUGGAGGUGUGAGAUGGGACAGCGCUCGGCUAAAUUUCGAUUGCCUAUCAUGCUGCGUUUCUUUGCACCGUGACAUAUGGAGCAUCCUUUAGUCUUCUUAUCUGGCUCAUGGCGGUGUCUACAGCACACAUGAGACACACAGCUCCAGUCUUUCAGUGGCCACGUUGUCAUGCACAGCAGCAGUUUGAGAAAAUUAGAAUGUGUUCUGAAUUUAAUUAUGUUCAUACACACACACACAUUCACAUAUUACUGUAUAAAAUCCAGUUAUUAUGUUUACUUUCAUUUGCAAUCGUUCCACAGUAAUUUGCAUCGUGGGCCGAUAGAAAGGAAAAAAGAUCAAACAAACAUGAUUUUUGUCCUCUUGUGAGGAAAAUGGUGGUGCGUCCGCCGUCUACAGGAGACAUUUCCUUUAUUUUUAUGGCCCAAAAGGACAAGUGUGUAACAGUAAAAUGGCAGAAACAACUUUAUACUGCUAGCACAUGUUUUGCAAAGCUAGCCGAGAUCCCACAGUGAUGAUGAAGCUGAGUGCAUGCUGACCCAGUGGGAUUUGUGUUGGUGUGUGGAACUGUGUUGUUGACUGGUAAUCAUGAG
Messenger RNA from Haplochromis burtoni (Burton's mouthbrooder), 1896 nucleotides. Its product is annotated as transmembrane protein 47. Bases 18 to 437 code for a protein of 139 amino acids. Gene Ontology annotation, biological process: cell-cell adhesion. The transcript has 2 exons. Gene Ontology annotation, cellular component: cell-cell junction. NCBI's taxonomy places the organism in Eukaryota, Metazoa, Chordata, Actinopteri, Cichliformes, Cichlidae. The record is from RefSeq and is a predicted model, not a curated record.